Molecule: messenger RNA, 1229 nt
Organism: Rhodotorula graminis WP1
Lineage: Eukaryota; Fungi; Basidiomycota; Microbotryomycetes; Sporidiobolales; Sporidiobolaceae
Exons: 10
Coding region: 1-1176 (391 amino acids)
Source: RefSeq, a predicted model, not a curated record
AUGCUCGCUCUCGCCGUCGCAGCCACUCUCGCCCUCGCCUCGUCGGCGCUCGCCGAGACCACCAUCACGGCAGCUCCAUCGCCGUCGCAGGUCGCCAAGGCCAAGCGCGCAGAGACGUCGCCGCAGCCGCUCACCGACUACAGCUACAGCUACGGCCAGCAGCCGUACCAGGUCAACCCGUACAACGUCGGCCGUGGUCCUCAGUCGGGCUACAACAUCUGCAACUCGACGACGAGCGGGUCCGACGCGCAGUGCCAGACGCUCGUCGCCAACAACGCGAGCGACUUCUGCCUGUGGGGCAGCCCGACGACCGACGCUACGGGCACCAUCGGCGACAUCGAGGCGGCCGUCGUCGCGUACUGCACGACCGAUAAAUGGGGCGCUCGCGUCCUCCCCGAGGGCGCCAUCACCGGCCUCCAGGUCAUGCACACGUCCGAGUACAUCCAGUGGACCGGCCACAUCAACAUGACGGCGCUCAACCUCGUCGCGGACGACACGGGAGGCGAACUCGACCCGCACGGCGCGGACCAGCUCGGCAACCCUCUGGGCGGCAUCGUUUUCUCGACCGGCCUUCCGUCCGCCGUCGGCGGCGACAACUCGACCAUGCAGCAGGUGAUCAGCUGGAACAACUUCGUUGGCUCCGGCGUGUUCUGCAUGAAGUUCUGCGGGCCCAUCUCGUCGCCCAACUACUGCGAGAACCGCUUCGACCUCAUCGGCUGCGAGUACAACAUGCCGGCGGCGUACGAGGACGGCGUCUUCAACGAGUGCGACGGCGACCUCCAGGACGUCGUGGGCACCUACACCGGCACCGACGGCAAGACCUCGACUUGGUCGCAGCCCGAGUCGCUCGCCGCCGACAGCACCCUUCCCUGGACGCCUCGCGUCCCGUCGUCGUCCAACUGCAGGACGUACUCGUCGGCCGACCUGUUCCCGGCCUCGCUCCUCGGGUACCAGACCUCGUCCGGCGCCGCCUCGACGACUUCCUCGGCAUCGUCCAUGUCGACCGGCUCGGCGGCCUCGUCGCGCUCGGGCUCGUCGAGCAAGGGCGCCUCGGCGACGGGUGACUCGUCCGCGGCGGCGCAGAAGACGAGCGGGUCGACCUCGGGCGCAGCGCACGUCGUCGUCUCGGGCGGCGUGCUUGCCUUUGCCGGUGCUCUCGUCGCCGCGCUCGUUUAGACGGGCGCCUCUCUUGUAGAUGCUCUUGACACGGACGCUUUCUCUCUCCCCUC